Molecule: messenger RNA, 1866 nt
Organism: Salvia splendens (bonfire salvia)
Lineage: Eukaryota; Viridiplantae; Streptophyta; Magnoliopsida; Lamiales; Lamiaceae
Exons: 1
Coding region: 1-1866 (621 amino acids)
Source: RefSeq, a predicted model, not a curated record
AUGAAGAUUGAGAAGUUGAGAGAGGAGAUCACCUCUUUCCGACAAAAGUAUGACGAGUCCUUCGCGGAAGCAUGGAAGAGAUUCACGGAAUUGAUAAGGAAAUGCCCAAGUCACGGACUAGCUCCGGGGCAUGACCUUUUGAAAUUCUACAAGGGACUCAACAAUGAAGGCACAGGACUAGUUACUGCAGGCUCUAAUGGAAACCUGGAUGACUUAACGCAUGAGGAGGUGAGAGCCUUAUUCCAAAGGUUGGCUAACAAUCAACGGAACUGGCACAACCCAAGGAGAGCAGCGGAGAAAGGAGGAGACACAUUCGGUGCUACAAAGGAUGCAGAGAGAGUAUCUGCAAUUGAAGCUCAAUUGGCAGAUAUAAGCACCCAGAUGUCGUCGAUGACAAAGGCAGUGAAAUCGCUGCAACUGACUCCUCAACCCAAAGCAGUGGCAGUGAUGAGAUGUGGAUUGUGUCAAGGAGGGCAUCAUACUGAUCAAUGUUCUAGUAUUCAAGGACCACCAAUCGAGGAUGUGAACUACAUUGGCAACAAUGGCCAAGGGUUUAACCAAGGCAACCAAUACAGCAAUCAGCAGAAUUGGAGGCCUCAGCAAUCGAACUGGAAUCAAAGUGGUCCUAGCAACAACUCGGGGAACCAAUGGAGGACAAACACUCAACCCCCGGGUUAUGAGAAGAAGCCAUCAGUCGAGGAUCAAUUGGGACAGAUUCUCUCGUUUAUGACUAAGAGUCAAAGGGAGAAUGAGAAUUUCAAAGAGAAGACGGUGGAAAAGUUUGGUCAGAUGGAAGCUACAUUGAGGAAUCUCGAGACUCAAAUUGGGCAGAUCGCUACAGCAUCUCACACAAGAAUCCCUAAUGCUAUCCCGAGUGAUACGGUGCCCAAUCCUAAAGGUUUUGAACAGUGCAAGGCAGUUAAGUUAAGAAGUGGGAAGGAUCUUGAGUCUCCAAUCAUGCUAGAUGCACAAAAUGGCUCGAACAUCUUGCACGCAGGGGCGGACAAGUUGUUUGGCUCACAAACCUCGCACGCAGGGGCGGACGAGGGGAUUGAGUGGGCUACUACCGAAGCUAGGGAAUGUCAACAAGAAAAAGAAGAGUCAACCAUGAGUGAUAUCCACAAGAAGAAUCCACUAAGUCCGGCAAUGGACCCGAAGUGUCCAUUUAAUUUUCCAGAUUUUAUCCCGCCACCACCUUUCCCAGUCGAGAAUAAGAAGAAGGGUAGGAAAAUAAUUCAAGAGAAAGGACUCGAUUGGAUGAUGAACAUUAUCAGGAAAGUUAAUGUAGAUGUGUCCCUGGUGGAUUUGUUCCUACACUUUCCUAAAUUCUCCAAGUUUUUUAAGGAUCUUAUUGCGAAAAAGGAGAAGAUACAAGACGAUGGUGUGGUGAGAUUGAGCGCAUUUUGCUCACAAUUGGUGAAGGGGAAGAUACCUGCGAAGAGACGAGACCCUGGGAGUUGUGUGAUCCCAUGUGAGAUGGGAGAUAAAAAGUUCCCAAAGUGCCUACUUGAUCAAGGCUCGGGAAUAUCAUUGAUGGCUCUGAAGACGGCGAGGUCAAUCGGUCUACAAGCGAGGAUUGAGUCAAUCGAUAUUGAGCUACAAUUGGCGGAUCACUCAAUUGUGAAGCCACUAGGGAUCAUCAAGGAUGUCUUGGUGAAGGUGGACAAGUUUGUACUCCCGGUCGACUUUAUUGUCUUAGAGAUGGAAGAGGACAAGGACAUGCCUAUCCUCUUUGGUAGGCCAUUUUUAGCAACCGGUGAUGUUGUGAUAGAGACCAAGACAAAUACGGUCAUGUUUCGAGUAGAUGGACAGAAUGUGGUGAUCAAGCAAGAGAAGGCGGGGAAGCGCCUAUUGGAGCCUGGAUAG